AUGGACAGAGUAAAUUACUCUGUGGUAUCUGAAUUUGUAUUAAUUGGACUUUCAAAUUCAUGGGAGAUGAAUCUUUUUCUCUUUUGGUUCUUCCUCGUGUUCUACGUGGGAAUUAUCCUGGGAAACCUCUUCAUUGUGUUCACGGUAAUUAUUGACUCUCACUUACACUCUCCCAUGUACUUCCUAUUGGCCAAUCUCUCUCUUCUUGAUCUAGGUCUUUCCUCUACCACAGUGCCCAAAAUGAUCUCUGAUCUUUUAACAAACUGCAAUGUUAUUUCUUUUCCAAAAUGCAUGACACAGAUAUUUUUUAUUCAUGUCAUGGGUGGAGUUGAGAUGGUGUUGCUUAUAGCCAUGGCAUAUGACAGAUAUACUGCAAUCUGUAAGCCUCUCCACUACCUGUCAGUUAUGAGCCGCAAAAUGUGUGUUUCUUUUGUAGUGGCUGCCUGGAUGGUGGAAAUAAUCCAUGCUGUAUCUCAGUUUGUUUUUGUCAUAAACUUGCCUUUUUGUGGGCCUGAUAAAGUAGAUAGUUUUUAUUGUGAUUUUCCUCGGAUUAUGAAACUUGCUUGUGUAGACACUUACAAGCUAGAGUUUGUAAUAAUUGCUAACAGUGGGUUUAUAUCAAUGGCUACCUUCUUCUCUUUAAUUAUAUCCUACAUUUUCAUUUUGGUUACUGUCUGGAAACGUUCUUCAGGAGACUUAUCCAAAGCUUUUGUCACACUGUCAGCUCACAUCACUGUAGUAAUUUUGUUUUUUAUGCCAUGUAUGUUUCUCUAUGUAUGGCCUUUCCCUACAACAUCACUGGAUAAGUAUUUUUUCAUUGUUGACUUUGCCAUCACCCCUGUCUUGAAUCCUGCCAUCUACACAUUAAGAAACAAAGACAUGAGAGUUGCCAUGAAAGACUGGGCAAACAGAUUUCAGGUUACGGGGGAUCUCACAAUAAAUGGAGGAGAUCUAGAGAACGAGAUGCUUCAGGCUCACCAAAAACACUGA
Molecule: messenger RNA, 990 nt
Organism: Sus scrofa (pig)
Lineage: Eukaryota; Metazoa; Chordata; Mammalia; Artiodactyla; Suidae
Product: olfactory receptor 4F21-like
Biological process (GO): G protein-coupled receptor signaling pathway
Cellular component (GO): membrane
Molecular function (GO): olfactory receptor activity; G protein-coupled receptor activity
Source: RefSeq, a predicted model, not a curated record